AUGUCAGGAAUUAAUCGACGCUUUAUUCCUCAAUGGUUUGAUGAGUUUGAUUGGUUGGAGUAUAGCAUAUCUAAAGAUGCGGCAUUUUGUCUCUAUUGCUAUCUCUUUAAAACAAAUUUUGAACAAGUGGUGAGCAAACACUCUGACCAAGCUCGUAAGGCUUAUCGCACUUGCUUGAAUGCAUCAAUCAAGUGCACUAAGUUUUUAUUGCGACAAGGUCUUGCUUUUCGUGGCCAUGAUGAAAGUGCUACGUCAAGCAAUAGAGGAAAUUACUUGGAGCUAUUGCAAUUCCUUGCAGAUAAUGAUGAUAAAGUUAGAGAAGUUGUGAUGGAAAAUGCUCCGGGGAAUCUCAAAUUACUAGUUCCUUGCAUUAAAAAAGAAAUUGUGAAUUCAUGUGCCCUUGAAACACUUGAUGCUAUCAUGGAUUGUCUAAAAGAUAGAUUCUUUUCAAUAUUGGUGGAUGAAGCACGUGAUGUGUCGGUGAAAGAGCAAAUGGCUAUGGUAUUGUGUUAUGUGGAUGACAAAGGGCAUGUAAUUGAAAGAUUUGUGGGUAUCCAACAUGUUACGGACACUACUUCAAGUUCACUAAAGGAUGCUAUUGACACAUUCUUUUCUCGCAACGGUUUGAGCCUUUCCAAGCUACGAGGAAAAGGUUAUGAUGGUGCUAGCAAUAUGAGAGCUUUUGAAAAUGAUUGCCUUAUAACGAGGAGAGGCUUAAAUCAAGAAACAAGUCUCAAACGUGCUGGUGACACACAAUGGAACUCACACUAUGGCACCUUGAUUAGCAUCAUUUCUAUGUUUUCAUCCGUGGUUCAUGUGCUUCAAAUGAUUAUUGAUGAUAAUCCCAAUGAAAGUGCGGGUGAAGCAAACAAGUUAAUGAGAGAAAUACGUACUUUUGAGUUUGUGUUUCAUUUUUUCUUGAUGAAAAUCAUAUUGGGACUCACAAAUGAUUUGUCACAAGCAUUGCAAAGGAAGGAUCAAGAAAUUGUGAAUGCAAUGGCUUUAGUGAAAUCAUGUAAGGAAAAGCUACAUUGGAUGAGGAAUAAUGGGUUCGAUGCAUUGGUUGAUGAAGUAUCUUCUUUUUGUUACAAACAUCAUAUUGAUGUUCAUAACAUGGAAGAUGCAUUUAUACUUCCAGGGAGGUCAAGGCGUAAUGCUCCAAUAAAGACAAAUCAUCAUCAUUAUCGUGUGGAGCUCUUUAUUUAUGUCAUUGAUGAGCAAAUUACGGAGUUGGAGGAUCGCUUUAAUGAGGUAAAUUCCGAGUUGCUUAAUUGUUUGGCAUGUUUGAGUCCGAAAGAUUCAUUUGUAGCUUUUGAUAAACCAAGGUUACUUCGUCUUGCUCAAUUUUAUCCUCAAGACUUUUCGGAUGAGGAUCGUUUGGUACUUGAAGAUCAACUUAAGAUUUAUAUUCAUUAUGUGCGUUCUAGUAGUGAUUUCUCUCAAUUGGAAGGGAUUGGUGAUCUUGCAAAACAAAUGGUGGAGACAAGGAUUUAUCAAGUAUUCAAUUAUGUGUAUUUGCUCAUCACAUUGUCUUUAGUUUUACCAGUUGCAACUGCUUCAGUGGAAAGGGCAUUUUCUGUCAUGAAUAUUGUUAAGGGUCCCACUUAUGAACAAAAUGGGAGAUCAAUGGUUGAGUGA
Molecule: messenger RNA, 1638 nt
Organism: Prunus mume (Japanese apricot)
Lineage: Eukaryota; Viridiplantae; Streptophyta; Magnoliopsida; Rosales; Rosaceae
Source: RefSeq, a predicted model, not a curated record